Trachemys scripta elegans is the source of this 7089-nucleotide messenger RNA. It is a transcript of the gene PDPK1, whose product is annotated as 3-phosphoinositide dependent protein kinase 1. NCBI's taxonomy places the organism in Eukaryota, Metazoa, Chordata, Testudines, Emydidae. The transcript has 13 exons. The coding region runs from base 66 to 1652 and encodes 528 amino acids. The record is from RefSeq and is a predicted model, not a curated record. Gene Ontology annotation, molecular function: protein serine/threonine kinase activity; ATP binding. Gene Ontology annotation, biological process: peptidyl-serine phosphorylation; intracellular signal transduction.
CUUUUCAGUAUGAUGCUGUUCCAAUCCAGUCGAGUGUGGUUAUAUGUUCCUGCCCAUCCCCAUCAAUGGUGAGGAACCAGACAGAUUCCAGCACUCCAUCUGUCAUUACCACCUGUGGCAGCAGAAAGGGGUCUAACAUGGAGGGAACUGCAGCUGAAUCAAGGUCAAGUUCAAACUCCCUACAGCAACAUUCAGGACAACAGCCUCCAGAGCCUCGAAAAAAACGACGUGAGAAUUUCAAAUUUGGGAAGAUUCUGGGUGAAGGAUCUUUCUCAACAGUUGUCUUGGCCCGAGAAUUGGCAACUUCCAGAGAAUAUGCCAUUAAAAUUCUAGAAAAACGUCAUAUCAUAAAAGAAAAUAAGGUCCCCUAUGUGACCAGAGAGAGAGAUGUAAUGUCCCAUCUGGAUCACCCUUUCUUUGUGAAACUCUACUUCACAUUUCAGGAUGAUGAAAAGCUGUAUUUUGGACUUAGCUAUGCCAAAAAUGGAGAGCUUCUAAAAUACAUUCGCAAAAUUGGCUCAUUUGAUGAGACCUGUACCAGGUUUUAUACUGCUGAAAUUGUAUCAGCAUUAGAGUACUUGCAUGGAAAGGGAAUAAUUCACAGGGACCUUAAGCCAGAGAACAUUUUGCUAAAUGAAGAGAUGCACAUUCAAAUAACAGAUUUUGGAACAGCAAAAGUAUUAUCUGCAGAUAGUAGACAAGCACGGGCAAACUCAUUUGUAGGGACAGCGCAAUACGUUUCUCCGGAAUUAUUGACAGAAAAAUCUGCCUGUAAAAGUUCUGACCUCUGGGCUCUUGGAUGUAUAAUAUACCAGCUUGUAGCCGGAUUGCCACCAUUUAGAGCUGGCAAUGAAUAUCUUAUAUUUCAGAAGAUAAUUAAGUUGGAAUAUGACUUCCCAGAAAAAUUCUUCCCCAAGGCAAAAGACCUUGUGGAAAAGCUUUUGGUUCUGGAUGCUACAAAGAGAUUAGGCUGUGAAGAAAUGGGAGGGUAUGGACCUCUUAAGGCUCAUCCAUUCUUUGAAUCCAUUACAUGGGAGAAUCUGCAUCAUCAGACACCCCCAAAGCUCACAGCAUAUUUACCCGCUAUGUCUGAAGAUGAUGAGGAUUGUUAUGGAAAUUACGACAAUCUCCUGAGUCAAUUUGGUUGCAUGCAAGUUUCUGGUUCGGCAUCCUCCCCUUCACUAUCUGCCCCAGAGACCAGUCACCCACAAACAUCAGGGAACAUAGAACAGUACAUUCACGAUCUUGACAAUAACUCCUUUGAGUUGGACUUGCAGUUUUCUGAAGAUGAGAAGAGACUACUACUGGCAAAACAGGCUGGUGGAAAUCCAUGGCACCAGUUUGUAGAAAACAACUUAAUACUAAAAAUGGGUCCAGUAGAUAAAAGAAAGGGAUUGUUUGCUCGUCGGCGCCAAUUAUUGCUCACUGAAGGGCCCCAUCUCUAUUAUGUGGAUCCUGUCAACAAAGUUCUGAAAGGAGAAAUUCCAUGGUCACUAGAGCUGCGACCAGAAGCCAAGAAUUUUAAGACCUUUUUUGUUCAUACACCUAACAGGACAUAUUACCUGAUGGACCCAAGUGGGAAUGCUCAUAAAUGGUGCAAAAAGAUACAUGAAGUUUGGCGGCACAGAUAUCAUCAGAAUGCUGCUAAAUAGUAAAGCUCAUCCAAAAUGUCCCAGUCUCCCUACUUGCUGCUAGAACUCCAUGUGCAGCCGAUCAGAGGAAUCUUCCCAACCCAUCUAUGAUCCAUCUCAAGGGGAAGCAUAUGUCUGAAAUAUUUUGUUUUUUUUAAAAACGACAAACACAAAUGGAAUUCAGGGUCGCUUUGCUUGCUCUUUGUGCUUCUGUUAAGGCUUCCACAUGCAUAUCGUUGAAGUGAGGAUCUUGCUUUUGUGCACUUCAGCUCUAUUUCUGCUGCAAACUAAUGGAUAGACUUUGCAUUACCAGCUUCAUUUAAGAUCAGUUAAAACUGAUCUACACGCAUACACCCCAGAUCAUGUACCAGUCCUACACUUUAUGGGGCUGGGAUUAUUUCUGUGACUUUCAGAUGAUCAUUAAACUGUAUUUCAUCAGGGAGCUUUUAAUGCUUCUGCUGAGGUGUAACCAGCACCUCCUCUCUACUUUCCUUCCCCCCCCCGCCUUCUUUUUUUUCUUUUCUAACUGGUAUCUGGCAUUUGCAGUCAGGUCAGUUGCACCCUUGCAUAACUCCUAAUAUAAUUCUGGUUGCAGGAUUUCCGUGGUACUUAUUAUAAUUAUGUGAGUAAAUCAGAUGUAUGUGUCUGGCAGUCAGACACCGAUGAUACAGGUUGUAAGAAAGUAAAAUGCUGAACGUGGCACUGAAAUUUCUAAAAUUGAAAUUUUGGCUUUUGAAGUUCAUAAAAUUUUAAAUAAGGAAUUUUAAUUUGAUGCAUUUACAAGUUUAAUCAAGGAACAAUAAACUUACCAGCAUGCUUUUAAUUAAUACUAACUAAAUUAAAUUAACCAGUUAGUAUAAAAUGUUACUAUUGAGGUAGUAAUUAGACUCUUCAGCUUUUCAGGAGAUGAGGGCAAGUAGCUUUCUUUCCAGGGUAUGCAUGUACUGUGCAUUUUAGUGGGGCCAACCUAUUUACUUGGGUAGAGAAGGAAGAGUGAAAACUUUGAUGUACAAUUGAUGACUUGAUUUGUCUCUUUGUAUAAUGAGGUGUACAAAUAUUCUUGUCCUGGUCAUUGGCCAAACAACUUGCAGACCUUUUAGCAAUUCUGAAAAUAUUUUAAACCAUUUAAAUACAAUAAGCUUAUACACUAAUCUGAAUAGUUGGAAGUUCAAAUGAAAAUGUUGAAUCAAAGGAGAAAAUGUAUGGUACUCUAGUCAUAUCUAUAAAUGUUUGUUUCAUAUCGGUCUGCUUCAUCCUUUUUCAAAUUAAAUUGUUGUGGUCAAACAUUUCCUGUGACACAGCAAAGACUUUGCUUUGUACAUGUUAAAAGUAACUUCUCUAAUAGUGUUUUCCAUAUAUCUGUGCUUUUGGGUAACCAGAUCCCCUGGAAAGAGCAUGCCCAUGCCUGGACAAAGACAUUCCUCCCUCAUGUCUAAAGCAGUAUAAAUACCACAUCUAUUCACUCAUCAUUUUCAGAAAUCUUUCAUUUUUGCUCCUUUGCCACUUCAAUUGUUUUUGUACAAAGUACUUCUCUCCCCACCACCCCCAGUCUCCCUCAAAGGAGGAUCACCCUGCUGUUGUGUCAAGCCCAUUGGUGGAUUCCAUUUUUGUGGUUAGUCUGAAUGUCCUAGGAGUAACCAAGCAAUGCUAGAUUUUCCAUAUGCACCUAAAGAGGCCUGUUGUGUAACAGUUCAAUAUAUCAGUAUUUUCAGAUCCUUAAAGGAGAGUCUGAUUAAGUUGCUACUUUCCUCCUAAUUGUUUUUGAAGAAGUACCAGUGUGUAGUUAGAUCCUGUAGAAAAGAAUCCAUACCAAUACUCUACAACAAAUUCACUAACAUGCAUGGUCAUAUUUUUGCGGGGAGGAUGAGGGGGUACAGUGCCUCACAGGCUCCUGGCAUAAAGGGAAAAGUAGAGGAUAUUCCUCCUGUUAAAAUCAGAUGCUAGUCUGAAAGUAACUUCACCCCUACUCCAAAGGCAAACCACUUGCCACUAAGUUCUUAAAGUAACACAGGACUCCUACAAUUAUAUUAACUCCAUAGCCAACAUCACAGCCAAGAUAAUACAGUAUUGCUUUUUUUUUGAGUUUGUGGCAAUGGAUACCUGUUAGUACCAAACUAUCCACGUCACCUGUAUGUCAACUCUAUCUGAGGCAGUGCAGCAGGUUCUGGAUUACAAGUCUGUAGCACUGCGCUAUAGGCAAGUACUAUUCUUGCCUUCUGUAGAAGAGCUUGGUCGUGGUGGAGCUGUACAGCAGCUCAAACAUAUUUACUGCUGUUACUUUAAGUGUGGCAUCUCCAAGCAAAACACAGCUUUGCAAAGUGGUGGCUUGUUACGGAGUUUAGCAAUGAUUCCACUAAUUUGAACAGAGGCUAGAAUAGCAUCCAUAAACUUAUUUAUUUCCCCUGAUUACAUGAUCCUGUUCUUUCUCUAAACACGUUUUCUGUAACAUCAAAUAGUUUAGCAACCCCUCUUGUCAUUCAGAAAAAUCUUUUUCUCUUUCUGCCCACUUUUUUUUUUUUUUUAAACUGUCCCUAUAACAUCUGAUCCUGCACACACACUACUUUCACCCAAAGAAGGUCUCUUGUGAAAGAAAGCAAGAAUGAUUGCAGUCAUUGCUGUGUAGAUAGUAAAUGUGAGAGUCUGCAAAGUUGGGUGUUUGCAUUGUGGGGUACUUUGCUCUUUUAAAAAUUACAGUAUUGCAGUUAGAAACUUCUCCAGGCGGACUCCUGCACUAAGCUCUGUCUCCUCUGCAUAUUCAUGUUCCUCGUUAUUAAGCCAUGCUCCGCAGGUAGGGUUAUGGCCCAUGAAAAAAGCUGAGUAGUGUUAGCUAUUAUUCUCUAUCUAGAACAAGUUACAAUAUUGAGCACUACCUUCUAUAGUAGGCAAAACCUCACAAAUAACAAAAUCGGCUUCCAAAAAAUGUUGUUUUCAUUCUAUUUUUUUCUCAGAUUAUUUGGACUCAGUCUAAAACGUAAUUCACAAACCUUCACUGAGGAAUGGACUUCCUUUUGCAGUGGAAGGGGGCAAAAGCUGAGCCAGAGGCUUGCCGUCCUUAAUCUCUGCUUUAUUGGAGGAGAGCAAGUCAAGUGAAACUACUUCAUCCCCAUGUUUCCCCUCCAGUGAAGAGGAGAAUAGGCUAGAAAAGGCUGCUCCUUGCUGUUGCACUUGGAGGAGGGGACCAAAACUAUUCUGGGCGAGGCUUCCCCCAGUCACUUUUCUGUGACUAGGGGUAUGCUAGUGGAAGAUUUAUACUAUGGGAGGAUAAGGCAAAGGCUGUCAUGUGGAAUGGGUAAAGUCCACGUGCAUGCUGCUUACGGACAUAUCAGGAAGUGCUAUGUACUAUGGUGGAGUGGUUCCUGCAUUGGAUAAGUAUAUCUCAGUGUAGUGAUGUCCUCGUGGACAAAGCAGUUGAAUGCCUUGUGUGAGAACACACUCAGCCAUUCAUGAGAAUGCAUGGAGAAGAGUGCAUAGAGUAUGCUAAACGGCCUGCUCUAGGGCUGAGAGCAGGCCAUUUAGAAGUCUCCAUACUGUAAUCAUAUGAUCUCCAGAGGGGAGAGUGUAGCUGGCCACUAGCAGCUCAUUGUUCUUGAAGAUAUUUGGGGCAAGGAAUGUAGAGCCUACUGAUUCAUUCACUCUCCUUUCCCAGCUACAAUUACCAAGAUUUCCAGAAAGAUUGUGAGUCAGUGUGGCUGUGAUUCAGAUUAGGAGACAUUUAGUUUGAGAUCAGACUCCCAGAAGGGUACUCAACUCUGGUGAUGGGCCUGCUUUCCAUUGAAUGGAAUCUGGUUGAAGAAAAGGCAGUGGGAUUGGUGCUAGAAAGGAUACUUAACCCACUUUCCUUUUUCCUGUGGGAUAUUGACCCAGUCUUGUCUGCUGUAUAGCUUUAAAAAUAUCAGGGCAUGUUCAAGAUUUUUUGGCUAGGCUGAGAGUUUGAGGCAAAUGGUGAUAAAGCAAUGCCCUAAGCCCUCUUCUGAGCAGGGUUUAUUUUAAGGACAGUUAAGUUAUAGCUCACAUAAGCAUUGUUUUUCUGCUUUAGACGAUCUAUUGUACCUAUCACGAGCAGUGUACCACAACAGUCUUAAGAGGCGCUGUACUAACGAAGUUGGAGUCUCUAAGGCAUCUUGAGAACUAUGCAGCAUUGCUAUUGUCCCAUAAUGCUGUUGAACUGUGUAGCAAUUCUGCUAGAUACAGCUCCCGAAAACUUCCUGAGGGGUGGGUAAAAGUUUUAUAUCCAUGCUUCAGCUUUUGUGCUGUGAUAUGAGGGAUGGUAAUGUUGGACACUGAUGCCUUCUGUAUUGGGCACUUUCAAAGGAUCCUGUGGACUUAGCCCUCACACACUGAAGAGAAAUAUUUCUCCUAUUCAUUUUUGUUGACUUUAGAAACCCAAGUUUAAUUAUCAGUGAUAAAAAUCCUCCAUUUUAAAAUAAUACAUAAAUCUAUUGUCUAUAUGUCUCCUGCAACCUAAAAGACAAACACUGAAAGUGUGUGUGUGUGUGCAGCUGUGUUUGUAUGUAUGGGUGAAGUGGGGGGAUAUUACAUGAUGCAAAUGCUAUGAAGAACUAUGGCUGGAUGGGCAAUAUUUUAUACUCACCCACUUCCAAAUUUUGACUAUUCAUGCUGGACCAAGGAGUCUUUUUGUGAAGGGCCAUAUACAUAUUUUGGAGAUAUAGGUCCUGUUGGCUCAAAAACAUUUGCGCCAUAAAGAAAGCAGUAGCUUAAAUAAUGAAGUUCUUUCACCCCAAAUCCUGACUGGGAGCUGAGUAUUCCAACUGGACCACAUAGCUGUAAUUCUUUCCAUCUGUGAUGAGAUUCUUUGUUAGUCUGAGUAGUUUCCUAUGGGAAUAAGACAUUUAUUAUUAAUGUCUUAGCUGGGGAAAGGAGAUACAUGAUUUGCUAAAGCUGGGCUUUGGGGAUGCUACACGUAACUCUCUUCCUCGAGCUAGUAUUUUAAAAAGAACUGAUGUGUACACAUGGGUGUGGUAUUUAUACUACUUGAAGCAUUUGGUGAAUACUUCAACCAUUUUGUCUUUAGGCCAAUAUUUUACUAAUUAAACUAUGAAUCACUUCUGCAAUGCCUCAUGGCCCAGAAAAUGUCUGUCUAUAGAUACUUCCUUCAGUCAGCUUGCAGGUAAGUAUUUCUCUUUGACCCAGAGCAGUGUAUUUUCAGCUAAAAUGGGAAAUUUAUAAUCAAACUGGUAAACUGCAUUUCCCUAUAAUGUGUUUGCACUGUCUUGGAAGAAACACAGCUAUAAACAGUGAACAAUUUAGAAAUGGAAAACUUAUUUCUUAAACUGGCUGAAGCAUGCAAGUCCAGUCUGUUUGAGUGACAGUGAAUGGGGAUAGUUGCUGAUUGAAAUUGCUUAUGUACUGAAUUUGAUUGGAUAUGGCAGUCUCCUAAAUUGUGGCAGGACUCACAACUGCUGUAUCUGUCUAACAAAAAAACCAAACAAACUAGGAA